Messenger RNA from Lates calcarifer (barramundi perch), 2332 nucleotides. RefSeq names its product 5-hydroxytryptamine (serotonin) receptor 3B (gene htr3b). The coding region runs from base 1 to 1401 and encodes 466 amino acids. The transcript is spliced from 10 exons. NCBI's taxonomy places the organism in Eukaryota, Metazoa, Chordata, Actinopteri, Centropomidae. Gene Ontology annotation, biological process: monoatomic ion transmembrane transport; nervous system process; signal transduction. The record is from RefSeq and is a predicted model, not a curated record. Gene Ontology annotation, molecular function: transmembrane signaling receptor activity; extracellular ligand-gated monoatomic ion channel activity; neurotransmitter receptor activity. Gene Ontology annotation, cellular component: synapse; postsynaptic membrane; neuron projection.
AUGUCUCUCAUUUGGCUGAUGCUGUUGUUCUCAGAGAAGCCAAAGAGGUCAGCUCUGAACCAGCUGACCAGGACCCUCCUGAGGAAAUAUGACUGUGGCGUUCGGCCUGUUUACAACUGGACCAGUGCUACCACUGUCUCCGUAGACCUCAUACUGCAGUCUGUCCUUGAUGUGGAUGGAAAGACACAGAGCAUUACUAUAAGUAUUUGGUACAGACAGAUCUGGACUGAUGAGUUCCUGGUUUGGGACCCAGAGGAGUAUGAUGGCAUCAAUGAGAUCUCACUGUCAUCUGAUGCCAUCUGGAUACCUGAUGUUAUCGUCAGUGAAUUCGUGGACGGGGGGAAGUCCCCGCCAAUCCCUUAUGUUUACGUCAACUCCUCUGGCUCGGUGAAGAACUACCGGCCCAUGCAGGUGGUGCUGGCCUGCAGCCUGGAGAUGUACGCAUUUCCAUUUGACAAGCAGAACUGCAGCCUCACCUUCCGCAGCUGGCUUCACUCAGUGAAGGAAAUAGACCUGGCUCUGUGGAGGAGUGCAGAGGCCAUAGCUAAUGAUAAGAGGGAGUUUAUGAAUGACGGAGAAUGGGAGCUGCUGUCCAUUCCUUCACGCUACUGGCAAAUCCACCAAGACAACACUGACUACGCACACAUCCAGUUCAAUGUGUUGAUCCGCCGGCGCCCCCUGCUGUAUGUGGUGGGUCUCCUCAUCCCCAGUAUCUUCCUCAUGUUGGUGGAUGUGAUCAGCUUUUAUCUGCCUCUGAACAGCGGUGUACGCAUCGCCUUUAAGAUCAGCAUACUGCUGGGCUACACUGUCUUCAGAGUCAACAUGACAGAUGAACUGCCCGCUACUGCUGUCAGAACUCCUCUUAUAGGUGUGUUCUUUGUGGUGUGCAUGGCCUUGCUGAUGCUCAGCCUGAUCAAAUCUAUAUUGGUGGUGAAGCUGCUCCACCACAGUGAAAAGGAGGUCAGGCAAAUGUCAGUGUCUGCCUGCCUGCUGGACAAGUACGGCUCAGCUGGUCACGGCUUCAACGAGAGCGCUUUAACCUCCAUCAAAACCCUCGACCACAUCAACCCGUCUGGAGGUCUCUUUGCAAAGAACAGGUGCUACCUGAAGUCAAGAUUUGUUUAUCUUCUCGUAGAUUAUGAGCUUGAGCCCUCACUGGAGGGGGAUCUGCUGUCCCUGAAUGAGAUCCAGGAUGCUCCUUCUGGGCUAGAGUGGCUCCUCCAGGAGCUGGUUUCCCUCCGCUUGGCCUUAUCCCAGGAAGACAAUGAGUCCUCAGCUCAGGCCGACUGGCUAGCUCUCUGCUCAAAGCUCGACUGCUUCCUGUUCCGCCUCUACCUGUUGGUACUGGUCCUGUAUGCCAGUACUCUGCUGCUGCUCUGGGCCAGCUGGAGCUUUGCCUGACCACAUGCUCAGAGACUUAUUGAUUUUUGAAUACUGUACAGUACGUCUUGCUUUACAGUGAUUCUGGAUGUAGAACUUUAAAAGCCUUAAUGUGUUACAAUGCACAGGGUGAAAUGCAGAAUACCCACUGCAGACAGAACUGUGUGUAUUUAAAAUAUACUUCAAAAAGUGGUCAGAUUUAAUAUUCCUUGAAUAAAGGUUUGUAAGAAUUGAAUAAAAUACACUUUAUAUUGUAUAUUGGUGUUGUUCACCAAACAAAUAACUCUGGAUUCUGCUGCUUCACUCUUGAAAUUUUAGGUGAUUUCUAAACCUAAAAUAAAUUCCAUGUUAUCUGAAUCUAGAACUAUCCUUAAAAUAUUCUGUUUGCAUUUUCUCCCCAGGUAUUGCACUGCCACUGUAUAGUAAACAUCAUAGUUUCACAGAGACAUUAUUGUAUUGGGGUCUGUUAUCAUGUUUUCCCCGACAGUGGAGAUUUACUCAAAGAUACUGUAUAAUAAAGCAGCUCUCUGGAGAAAACACCUCAGUGCCAGUCUGAUGUUAUAAUAUUGUAUUCAUACUUUAAUCUCCGUCCCGCUGCCACAAAAUAGAUCAAUACAACCCAUUCAGAGCUCAGCUGCUGUGUCUCUAUUCCCUGUUGGCUUCCUAACAGUCGUGAUAAGAAUAUCAAAAGUACGUCAUAGAAAACUUACCGGUGGAAAGAUCCAUAUUAAUGCAAUUUUCACAGCAUCUGCAAGCCUCUUCUUCCAGUGGAUCCGGUUACAUGAUGUUAUGCAACAGAGCUGUGGAGAAAUGUUUAGUCAGUGCAUUGUUACUGUCUCUAUGAAGUACCCAGUAAUUGUAUGCUCAGCUCAAGCUUUGUGUUUGUGUGAUUGGCAUCUGAAGAUGAUUGUAGUCAUUCUCUGAGCUGCAUAAGAUUGUGUUGUGAAGAUAA